This is a messenger RNA of Eimeria acervulina, 369 nucleotides long. RefSeq lists its product as hypothetical. The record is from RefSeq and is a predicted model, not a curated record. The transcript is spliced from 2 exons. Gene Ontology annotation, biological process: mitochondrial respiratory chain complex III assembly. NCBI's taxonomy places the organism in Eukaryota, Apicomplexa, Conoidasida, Eucoccidiorida, Eimeriidae. The coding region runs from base 1 to 369 and encodes 122 amino acids.
AUGUCCGCCUUUAAACCGCCCAGCAGAUCUUUAGCUCCUCUCUACCGCCAGUUUCUUCGCGCUUGCGGAAAGACAUUCAAAGGGGACUUCGAAGCCCAACGAACAAUUUACAGAGAAAUGCGAAAUGUAAUUCGCUAUAACACUCUCAAGUUGUCGGAAGAAGAACUAAAAAAGGAACUCAAUAUGGCCAUUGACUUCGUCCGUUAUCACAUUGUGCAGGCGGAGUUAAAUGAGAAGACCGGCAGUUACAAAGCCGUAGUGACUGACGACCACAUUAAAAAGGGAGAUGUAAUUAAUUUAAAUGAAGUCGACCCCAAACAACUCCAAAAACUGCCCUGGCUUAAACCACCAAAAGAAGCAACUUUCUAA